AUGCAAAAUAAGCGAGUAUUAAAUCGUGAAUACACAAAAGAGGAAAUCGAAAGCAAGAAGCCUCGGCCGAUGAAAAAGAACAUUGAUGAUUAUAAACCAUCGGGUAACCUAUACAAAAAUUUGAAAACAUCUGACGGACGGCGGAUCAAUUAUAUCGAACCGGAAGACAGCUCCCUUCCAACAACAAAAUAUCGACUUUUUUGCUUUAAAAAUGAUGAAGAAAUCGAAGAACCACUUUAUAUGGACAAGCGCUCGUUUUACAUCUUCGGAACCGACCAAAAGAAUGUGGAUUCCAUUUUGAUGCACAAGACGUGUGAAGGGCAACACGCUGUCAUCCAAUUCAGACACAACGGCGACACUGUUUUACCUUAUAUUAUUGAUUUAAAUAGUAAAUACGGAACGUAUCUCAAUAAAUGUAUCAUUAAGCCGUCAACAUAUAUCGAGCUGAGAGAAGGCGAUAUGCUCAUGUUCGGGAAGUCACAAAGGGAGUAUAUUUUAGUGAUUGAAAAGCCCAUAAAAACGACAAGAACGCACUCCAAAUAA
Molecule: messenger RNA, 543 nt
Organism: Entamoeba invadens IP1
Lineage: Eukaryota; Evosea; Mastigamoebida; Endamoebidae
Exons: 1
Coding region: 1-543 (180 amino acids)
Cellular component (GO): nucleus
Molecular function (GO): protein binding; mRNA binding
Source: RefSeq, a predicted model, not a curated record